Messenger RNA from Indicator indicator, 1728 nucleotides. Its product is annotated as G protein-activated inward rectifier potassium channel 4-like. The coding region runs from base 1 to 1728 and encodes 575 amino acids. Lineage: Eukaryota; Metazoa; Chordata; Aves; Piciformes; Indicatoridae. The record is from RefSeq and is a predicted model, not a curated record. Gene Ontology annotation, cellular component: plasma membrane. Gene Ontology annotation, biological process: potassium ion import across plasma membrane; regulation of monoatomic ion transmembrane transport. Gene Ontology annotation, molecular function: inward rectifier potassium channel activity. The transcript has 3 exons.
AUGGUGCUUCCCUGCACCCACAACAGCGUGGGUGGUGGUGGCAGUAGCUGGCUAGUGCCCGAGGAGCCCCGCGGCCGCAGCAACUCCAUCCCCCCAGCGCAAACCCCCACUGCCAAGCACAUGCUGGCCUACCUGCCCCGGCCACCCACCGACAUCAGCCAGUACGGCACCUUCCCCCAGGAGCCCGAACUCCCAGCCACCCCUAGCGCUCUGGCACAGGACAGCUGGCAGAAAGCCAGCACCUCCACUGCCAAGAGAAGUGCCCAGAUGCCAAACUACCCAUCCCCACCCUGCCAUGGGGUCAGUGUCCCCACCGAGCCAUCCCUGCUGCUGAGCCGUGGCAGCAUGGCAACCCAGUACCGUCCCAGUGAUCUGCCCCGAUGCCCACCACCUGCCCUGCGAGAUACAAGCACCCACUGGUACCCACUGCAUGCACUGAGUGUGCCCAACAUCCCCAACUCGUCGCGGGGCAGGACCUCUGCCCGCAGCAGCGCUGCCACCGCUGUCCCUGCCCCAGAGGGGCUACCAAGCCGCUGCCGCAAGCUGCUGGAGGAGGACGGCCCUGCAGCCCAGGCUGGCAAGCGGCAGCGGCAGCGCUAUGUGACCAAGGUGGGCAAGUGCCAGGUGAACCUGGGCAAUAUCCAGGAGAAAAAGCGGUUCCUCUCAGACAUCUUCACCACCAUUGUGGAUCUCAAGUACCGCUGGUUCCUCUUCGUCUUCAUGAUGUGCUACAUCAUCACCUGGGUGGUUUUUGGCACCAUCUACCUCUUCGAUGCUUGGGUGCGGGGCGACGUCUGGCACCAGGGUGAUCCCGAGUGGCAGCCAUGCAUCGAGAACGUGGACAGCUUCGUCUCCGCCCUGCUCUUCUCUGUGGAGAGCCAGCGGACCAUCGGCUAUGGCUCCCGCAUGGUGACAGCCAACUGCACCGAGGGCGUCAUCCUGCUGAUGGCGCAGUCCAUCGUGGGCUCCAUGAUCGAUGCCCUGAUGGUGGGCUGCAUGUUUGUCAAGAUCUCCCGGCCCAAGAAGCGAGCCCAGACCCUCAUCUUCAGCAAGAACUGCGUCAUCUCACGCCGUGACGAAAAGCUCUGCCUGAUGUUCCGGGUGGGCGACCUGCGUGAGAGCCACAUGGUGGAUGCCAAGAUCCGGGCCAAGCUGAUCAAGUCCCGGCAGACAACUGAGGGGGAGUUCAUCCCCCUGGAGCAGUCAGAGCUGAACCUGGGCUAUGACACGGGGGAGGACCGCCUGUUCCUGGUGGAGCCCCAGAUCAUCUGCCAUGUCAUUGACUGCCGCAGCCCCUUCUGGGACAUGUCGGCUGAGUCGCUGCGCCGAGAGCAGUUUGAAAUCAUCAUCAUCCUUGAGGGCAUCGUGGAAGCUACUGGAAUGACGUGCCAAGCCCGCACCUCCUACACAGAGGACGAGAUCCUCUGGGGGUACCGCUUCGAGCCCUGCAUGUCCCUGGAGAAAGGAGCCUUCCAGGUGGACUACAGCCGCUUUGAGCUGACCUUCGAGGUGCAGACACCAGUGGCCAGUGCCAAGGAGCUGCACGAGCUGCGGGAGCUGGAGCAGCAGGAGCACUCCACACUCAGCCUCUACUGGGAUCACCUCCUGCAGCCCUGUGUCCCGCUGGGCACUGGGCCUGGCCGUGAGGCCCUGGCCGGGCUCAGCGUCCCCAGCGGUGCCGCUGAGGGCGGCCAAGAUGAGCGGCUGGAGCAGGAGACUGUGACCUGA